GAGUCACAUUAAUUCAUUCUGGAUAUAAUUGCAUCACUUCUAUUAGAUAGCUCAUAAUUUAGGACCUUAUGCAAAGGAAACUUAUUAUGCAAAAUUUUUUUUUUUGAACUCAAAGUGUGUAAUCAUGUCUCUUCUAACAUCUCCUGAAGUUUCAUUGAAAAGUUUGCAUCAUUUUCCAAAGGUUUCUCAAUGUUUCCCUCAGAUAGUGAUACACUCCCCUAUGCAGCAAAAUAUCUUCCAUGCGAUUCCGAUAUGUUUCCAUAUCCCAAAGGCGUCAUACAUGCAUCGUUGCCGAUAUCUAAAUCAUUGCAUACAUGAAUAUUGACAAUAAUCAUAAUACUCUGAGUACAUUGGGCUGAUCAUGUCAAAGUAGGAUUGGUUGGGACUGCAGCAUAUAGAAUGAGCAUAAAGCUAUUAGACAUUGCUUGAAGUCAUUGAAGGAAUUAUUGGAGAAGAAAAAUGUUUCACAUCCGAGGCUUUUGAAGUUGUGAGGGAUAAUUGAGGUGGUCAAGCCCUAUGAGGGAAACUUGCGAGUCCUAUCUCAUUCCCGUAAUUAUCAAUGCCCUGAAAACAGCAGGCCCUUUGUUUAUCUACUUCUAUAUUUCUUCUGUUUGCUGCUUCGUGGGGGGUUGAAAAUGACAAAGGACGAGUCAUUUGGGGAAGUCCUGAAGGUUGUUUUCCCUCUACUAGAUGGUAAAGACCUAGCUUCUUGUAUGCGGGUAUGCCGACAAUGGCGAGAUAUUGCCCAGGAUGAUUACUUCUGGAAGUGCCUCUGUGCCAAAAGAUGGCCUUCGAUCUGCAAAAGGCCUUCUCCGCCCAUGUUAAGUUACCAAAAGCUCUUCCAAACCUUCUCUAAACGCCACCGCUGCCGAACCCUCCUUCCUCCGAGACUCUCCUUCAAUGACUUAGAAUUCUACAUCGACAUAUGGUCUGGAGAGAGACUACUCUUCUCGGAAGUGGUCCCUGGUUCCGUUCUCCAAACUGGGAUCAAGAGUCCCCCGCCUGGCAUCUGCAACGUGCUGAAGAUCCACUUGGAGGGGCCCGAGUACAAGAUGACCAUGCCAGUGGAGCCGAGGUUUACCAUUCCCCUCAGCCAGACUGUCAAUGUCUCAGUGUUGGUGGGCCGCAAGGACACUGACAAGAUUGCCUGCAUUGUCAACAAAUCUGUGUUUGACUAUGUAGAUGCGACUUCCUUCCGUGCACUUGCCUUUGACUAUCUCGACUUCUCACCUGUCUACCCAUUUGUCUCAGGUAUCCGGGCAUGGGUGUCCUUGCUUUUCAUGGAAGAUGGUAAUGACAGGGUCAUUGAUGUUUUUGGCAUCGAGAUAGAUUUCUGUGAUGCUGCAAGCUCUGAGAAUGAGGUGUUGUGGCUCUUAGACAUGCUAGACUGGAAAUAAGAGCACCUACUGUUGUUUGUGCAGGCCUUCUUAUGGUUCUUAGGCAUUUCUUGGCUGGUAAUCCAAGAAAUGUUAGAUAUUUAUUUAUUUUUUCUGUGUGGAAAUUAUACUGUACCAGGCAUUAUGGUAGUUAGCAUACAGCAGCAAUUGCAGCGAUUGGAUAUGGGUAAUCUCAGCCAAGAAAAAAAUUUAGAUAGUUGUCACCGGCCGGUGGAUCAAUGGUGGUUGUGGAGGCAUUGGAUGGUAACUACCAUGCAUGGUAUUCCGUAGUAUCACACUCCCUUCUCUUUCCUUCUUUAUUCUUUUUUCUUUUUGGAAGUGUUUGUAAGGCUAACAUGUUCACAAAUGUCCCAUCACAUCCCUGUUGUUCAUUUGGCUGGCCCCACAGUUAAUGUGCCCUUAGCCAAGAAGAUCAGGCUGCUAAGUUCAUCAGGUGGGCCAAACAUGCACGUUAAAUGUGGAAUGUUGGUAUACCCUUUACAAAUGUACAUAUUCUUGGUAGAGAUGUGUGGGUCUACCUGGUCAACCAGCCUAUUUACCAAGGGACUGGAUUUGAUGCAGUGAAAUCGUUAGUUCCUGCAUUGUCUUAUUGAAACACUUAUGUUUUUGGUAUUCUUGAUAAGCGGGUAUUAUUAACCCCCAAUGUGUUGUUGUAGCAUGCAUUUCACUUUAAAAACUGGGGAACUUGAAUUAAUGUCCGGUCUUGGUCGGGUGGGUCCGAUCAACUUGAAGACUAUUUAUAGGGAUUUGUAUCUAUUACCUCAUUAUGGUAUUUACAUCACAGUACCUGUUUAAAUUGACUUUUCAUUAUGCUACCUCAUUGAUUAUGGUUUGUUUCAUGAUAGUCUUUUCUGCA
Molecule: messenger RNA, 2253 nt
Organism: Magnolia sinica
Lineage: Eukaryota; Viridiplantae; Streptophyta; Magnoliopsida; Magnoliales; Magnoliaceae
Product: F-box protein At5g39250
Exons: 2
Coding region: 636-1397 (253 amino acids)
Molecular function (GO): protein binding
Source: RefSeq, a predicted model, not a curated record